UUAUAGUCCUAAAUUUCUCUUUGUUUAAGGAACAGGUAUUGUCACCUGUUUUUGGAAAUCUGCACUGUCUUUAGAUAUUUUUAAGCUGAAUUCUUAAGAGUUAAAAUGCUGUCCAGUUCCUUGGUUAUAUAAAGUUUGACAGGACACAGCCAUUGUCUAGUUUUAUUUGUAACUUCCUGAAAUUCUUUUCUGUUCAUAGCUCUGUUCUUAAGACAUUUCAGCCAUGACUAAGAGGGAUGCCGAGGAGCUGAUAGAAAUAGAAAUUGAUGGAACUGAGAAACAAGAAUGCACCGAAGAAAGCAUUGUUGAGCAAACCUACACCACAGCAGAGUUUGUGAGUCAAGCUAUYGACAUCAAUGAGCCAAUUGGAAAUCUUAAGAAGUUGCUGGAACCCAGACUGCAAUGUUCCCUGGAUGCACAUGAAAUCUGUCUACAAGAUAUCCAGCUGGAUCCAGACCGCAGCCUCUUUGAUCAAGGAGUAAAAACAGAUGGAACAGUGCAACUCAGUGUGCAAGUAAUAUCUAGGCAAGGGAUAGAGCCCAAGUUAAACAUCCUGGAGAUUGUGAAGCCUGUGGAGACUGUGGAAGUGGUGAUUGAUCCAGAUGCUCAUCACGGUGAGGCYGAAGCUCACCUCGUUGAAGAAGCUCAAGUGAUAACCUUGGAUGGAACCAAACACAUAACAACAAUUUCAGAUGAGACCUCUGAACAAGUGACACGAUGGGCUGCGGCACUGGAAGGCUAUCGGAAGGAGCAGGAGCGCCUUGGGAUUCCCUACGAUCCCAUGCAGUGGUCGACGGACCAGGUGCUGCACUGGGUGGUGUGGGUGAUGAAGGAGUUCAGCAUGACCGACAUAGACCUCAACGCGCUCAGCAUCGCCGGGCGYGAGCUCUGCAGCCUCAGCCAGGAGGACUUCUUCCAGAGGGUCCCGCGGGGAGAAAUUCUCUGGAGCCAUUUGGAGCUGCUUCGGAAGUAUGUGCUGGCUAGCCAGGAACACUCUGGAGAAAUAGCAACUGUAACUAUUGAUCAGCCUGUGCAAAUUAUUCCAGCAUCUGUACAGCCUGCUACCCCAACCACCAUUAAAGUAAUCAACAGCAGCGCAAAGGCAGCUAAAGUACAGAGAGCUCCGAGGAUCUCUGGGGAAGAUAGAAGUUCCCCUGGUAAUAGAACAGGAAACAACGGGCAGAUCCAACUAUGGCAGUUUUUAUUAGAGCUUCUUACUGACAAAGAUGCUCGGGACUGUAUUUCUUGGGUCGGUGACGAAGGAGARUUCAAAUUGAAUCAACCUGAACUGGUUGCCCAAAAAUGGGGACAGCGCAAAAACAAACCCACCAUGAACUAUGAGAAGCUUAGUCGGGCUCUGCGGUAUUACUACGACGGAGACAUGAUCUGCAAGGUGCAAGGCAAGCGGUUUGUGUACAAGUUCGUCUGCGACCUGAAGACGCUGAUCGGGUACAGCGCGGCCGAGCUCAACCGCCUGGUCACGGAGUGCGAGCAGAAGAAGCUGGCCAAGAUGCAGCUGCACGGCCUCGCGCAGCCCGUCACGGCGGUCGCGCUGGCCACGGCCUCGCUGCAGGCGGAGAAGGACAACUGAGGCUGGCCUGGGCACGGGGCAGCCCCAGGCCUCUCCUGUGUGAGCGGAGAACCUGCUGCUCUUCCCUCUGCUGCGGCUGGAAGCUUCUUUUUUUUCUUUCUUGACAGUACCGUAUGAUGCAUGGUUUUCUACAAAGGAAAAGGACUCCCGUGAAUUUGGAUCUUUUAACAGCAUGUGUUUCAGUGUGAGCUAAGGGAUUGCCACAAUUUAUGCAGCUUUGAGGCUGGGUCUCGGUGGUAAGCGACCUGGGCUUGGUGAGGAGGGCUCAACGGGUCCRUGUUGUGUGUCCGUAGCUCUACAAAGUCAUUUUUGCAGUGCUUUUAAGAAAAAUUAAGUAUCUACAGGAAGCAGGGUGAUCCCCUAUCUGAAUUUGUUUCUUUCCACUUUUGUUCUCUGCUGAACUACCARAAGGAUUUGAUGCUUUCAGAGGUGAACGUGCUCGUUAUUCUCAAGUAAUCAGGCAGAGCUGAAGGAGAGGCACAGUAAGUGUUACAAAGCAUCAGGUUCUCCAUAACUGCUGGGCUUACAAGCAGAGGAAACUAAAACUAGACCAAGCUGAAGAUCAGUGCUGAAGAAGGAGAUCCAGGUUUAAAUCUGGCUUAGGUGAGAAGCCAAUUAUGAGUAUUUCGUUGUAAUAUGUAGAUAAUAGGCAUAUAUGAGGGCAAGUACUUAACCUGUUUUGAAAGACGUGUUAAUACUGGCUAUUUAACAAAAAGAUAAAAUAAAACCAGUCAAAAUCUACCCCACUCCAAGCCAGGGUGAUUUGAAAACUUGAAAAAAAUGUCCCUCRCCCAAAGAGUAGGUUAUUUUGGUGGGAUUUUGUAAUUCCCUAUCAGUCAAGGUGCUUAUACCUGUGGUAGUCAGCCUUAGUAACUGAAGACUUAAGUUAAUCACAGUCAGUAGUCUCUUCCUGUUUAGAAACAAAAUGCAAAUUAAAAAAUAGUUUUACAGAGAACUGAAGUUCAGCUUACACAUUACUAUAGGGUAUUCAAGUAUGAAGAUAUGUAAUUUUUGUUCAAAGUUAAUUUCUCUCUGAACUUCAGAUGAUGUUUUUGAAGCCUUGUAAACCAAGCACGUGCUCUGGAGCAGUUUAAAUGCUGGCUAAUUAGCAGAAGCAGUUGCAAGGGGUUUCGAGCUGAGAGACCCUGGUAUCRAGAGUGCUUUGUGCAAACCUGGACACACAGGAGAAAACAGGCUGCAGCUUUUGAGCUUCUUGUACCGGUGCCCAUUAGACUCUUUUCUUUUGAUGUCUGAAAACAGUGGUUUUGCUUUUGCUCCUUURUGUUCUUAAAUAGCAUAAAUAUUAUGUCACUGUGCAUAUUUUCUAACUUUUAUAAAUAACCUUUUUUAGAAGCCCUCUGGUAACAGUUGACAAUUAAUUAAAAUGCAAGUGGACAAGGGAAAGCUUUUUUUUCUGCGAGGGACUGAGGUACUUGUAAAAUGUAGAUCAAAAGUAUUUGUACAGUGAGAUUAACCAUAAAAUUCGGUUCUACUGAGAGGUGGGAGCACUGGGCUGUUGCUCUUGAUCUAAAAAGGAAUGGUCAUGCCUGCAGACCCAGGGCAGAGAACACAUGAUACUCUGUUUUAAAGACACUUUGAGGGCAGAGCUGUUUGUCUCGGGGAGGAUGUUCAUCUGCAGGUAUUUUUUGAUUGACUAGACACACCUCACRUGUGCUUCUCCAGCCCACCUUUUCAUCACCACCGGUUACACUUCUUCUUCCUGGGUUCUUUCACUAACUCUAAAUACGGUCUUCAUCCCGGAGCCUCUACAGCACUCCAUCCACUGAGCAUGCCUGUUUUCCCACUGAAGUCUUCGAAGACUUGUGGAAAAGAUGCCAACGCAUCUGUGAGAAGAGGUCAAGGACCAGCCCCCCGUUGCCGUUGCACAGUCUGAUGGCAGCAGUUGUCGAGUGUUUGGGGUGACUUACACGAAUGCAGAUUGGUUUAGUAGGAAUAGGUAUGAAGCUACUAGUUCAGUGGCAACAACUAUUUAUGUGACACCACUCCAUUGCUAAACAGAAGGUCCAGUGCAAGUCACUAGUUAGGUUUAGUUCUUGAAAGCAUUUUUAGUACAAUACAGUGCAGAAAGAAAAGAUCUUAAAAUACUGGCUUUCCAAAUCGAAAUGGACUCUAGGAGGGUAAACUAACAGCAACAUUUAAAGGUAAUAUCACUACUUCAUCCCCUUGAAUAUUUUCUUUACACCAUAAGCCCACAAGGGGGAGAAAUCCAAUAUCAUGCUUUAUUUGUAAGUGUAUUUGAUGAUUAUUUUAAAUCUUUUUCAGUAGCUGUGGUAGUUCUUUGAAUUCUUUGUUGUGAGAUCAUCUGCUUUUCCA
Nothoprocta perdicaria is the source of this 3925-nucleotide messenger RNA. It is a transcript of the gene GABPA, whose product is annotated as GA binding protein transcription factor subunit alpha. Bases 224 to 1591 code for a protein of 455 amino acids. Lineage: Eukaryota; Metazoa; Chordata; Aves; Tinamiformes; Tinamidae. The record is from RefSeq and is a predicted model, not a curated record. Gene Ontology annotation, cellular component: nucleus. Gene Ontology annotation, biological process: cell differentiation; regulation of transcription by RNA polymerase II. Gene Ontology annotation, molecular function: DNA-binding transcription factor activity, RNA polymerase II-specific; sequence-specific DNA binding. The transcript is spliced from 9 exons.